Molecule: messenger RNA, 2336 nt
Organism: Enhydra lutris kenyoni (northern sea otter)
Lineage: Eukaryota; Metazoa; Chordata; Mammalia; Carnivora; Mustelidae
Product: transmembrane BAX inhibitor motif containing 1
Exons: 12
Coding region: 134-1069 (311 amino acids)
Biological process (GO): negative regulation of apoptotic signaling pathway
Cellular component (GO): membrane; endoplasmic reticulum; Golgi apparatus
Source: RefSeq, a predicted model, not a curated record
AGCCCAGGACCGGCCCGCGCGCUCCAUGCUGGACUAGCUGCGCCUGAAGGGAGGCCGGGAGUGAGGCCGGGAGCGCACCGUCGGAGAGGCCAGGUGCCAGCAGCUGGGGUCUCCCCUCAGCCCGCGAGCAGCCAUGUCCAACCCCAGCGCCCCCCCUCCAUAUGAGGACCGCAACCCCUUGUACCCUGGCUCUCCGCCCCAGGGGGGCUACGGGCAGCCAUCCGUCCUGCCUGGUGGCUACCCUGCCUACCCAGCCUACCCCCAGCCUGGCUACGGUCACCCCGCUGGCUACCCGCAGCCGAUGCCGCCUAUCCACCCGAUGCCCAUGCACUACGGCCCAGGCCAGGGCUAUGAUGGGGAGGAGCGAGCAGUGAGUGAAAGCUUCGGGCCCGGAGAGUGGGAUGACAGGAAAGUCCGACACACCUUCAUCCGAAAGGUUUACUCCAUCAUCUCCAUCCAGUUGCUUAUCACGGUGGCCAUCAUCGCUAUCUUCACCUUCGUGAAGCCGGUUGGUGAUUUUGUGAGGAGAAACCUGUUUGUCUACUACCUGUCCUAUGCUGUCUUCCUGGCCACCUACCUGACCCUUGCCUGCUGCCAGGGACCCAGACGCCGUUUCCCAUGGAACAUCAUCCUGCUGACCAUCUUUACUCUUGCCAUGGGCUUCAUGACGGGCACCAUUUCCAGCGUGUAUGAAACCAAGGCCGUCAUCAUUGCAAUGAUCAUCACUGCUGUGGUGUCCAUUUCAGUCACCAUCUUCUGCUUUCAGACCAAGGUGGACUUCACCUCGUGCACAGGCCUCUUCUGUGUCCUGGGAAUUGUGAUGAUGGUGACUGGGAUUGUUACUGCCAUUGUGCUGUCCUUCAAAUAUAUUUACUGGCUCCACAUGGUCUAUGCUGCUCUGGGGGCCAUCUGCUUCACAUUGUUCCUGGCUUAUGACACGCAGCUGGUCCUGGGGAACCGGAAGCACACUAUCAGCCCCGAGGACUACAUCACUGGCGCUCUGCAGAUCUACACCGACAUCAUUUACAUUUUCACCUUUGUGCUGCAGCUGCUUGGUGAUCGCAAUUAAGGAGCAUCGCAUUCCGCCCCUCCGUGGGUUCUCCCUUCCCUCGAGGGCUGGGAGGCUGUGACUGGAGUCUGGACCUCACAUCCGUCCCUUUCCUUUCCCUCCAGUAACAUGCCCAGUUUCUUUUCUGUCCUGGGAUGGGUGGCCUCUCUGGCGGGGGACGCACAGGUACCUGGUGGGCUGGAGGAACUGGGGACUAACUUGCCGUUGGCAGACCCAGACAGCACGAGGCAGAUGUGCCUUCUUCCUCCACCCGCUACAUGGCACCAAACUCUUCUCAACAGCUCUCAGUAGAGAGCCUAUUCUCUAGCCAAAAAGGAAUACAAGCAGUAGAAGUGACUUCAAGGUGAUGAGGUGUCCCCUCCCACCUCUGCCAUAGGCUUCCAGGGUCUGUAACUAGAGCUAUUUCCUCCCUCAAUGCCCCAGAAAGCCAGAGAACUUUGUCCCCAGCCUCCUGGACUGCUAGGCCAUUAUCCAGUACUCCUUUGACAACCCUUGGUGCCUUUGAGCUCGUGAAAGUAGAAGAAAUCUGUGCCCAUGGUCUUCCCCCGCUUCAGUCCCUCUUCUUUCAAUGGCAUAUGCGUAUAUACUGUUUAUUUGGAGCGGGGCAGGAAGAGGAGAGUAAGCAAAGUCAAGCACAGGGGCCAAGCACAGAGCAGCAUCUCCCCUGGGCUUCCGCAGCGCUUCUGGUAGUGGAGAGGACAGGCCUGUUCGCAGCCGCCUGGGGCCUCCAUGGGUGCUUCUGAGAUCUCUGGUCAGAGAGACCUCUGGCUUCCUGUGCCUAAGCUGCUCAGAGCAGAAAGUGAGGAGCAAAAGUCAGGCAAUGGGGUGGUUUGUAGGACUGUAAGUGUGGCCAGGAAGUAACGAGGAGGAAGAGAGGCCAGGGUGGGGGCAGGGGAAACGCUCUGUGUCUUCCACCUGGUCUGAGGGAAGUGAAAGCCUCCUGUGGUGUCCCUGGAAAUGUCUGUGUUCUUUCCUUACGCUAACCUGGGGAGGAUCCUGAGCGAAAGGAGACUUCCCCUCAGUUUGUGUUGGGGGAUUUUAGACUUGAGCCUUAUCUCUCCAGCCAGCUGCCACUUUCUUCAUGACAUCAAGUGCCUCAAGCUGAAAUGGGGAAGGGGGACAAGAGUCACUCUGUCGGUGGGGGGUGGAAACCGAAUGAGCCUGAGAGUAUCAGCCUGAAGUAGGACUUCUCUUAACUACUUGGUCCUAAAUAUAUCAUGCAAAAGGACAUAACUAGAAAUGUAAUAAAGUUUUAUGUUUAGAAGUU